UGGAUUUUUUUGAAAUAUCUGAACUGUCAGUGGUGAUGUGUAGGACUCCAGGUGCUCCCGCUCAUGGUAUUGUGGAAGGAGAUGACUUUAAAUACGGGGCCCACAUUUACUUCAAGUGCAACGCAGGUUACAGCUUAAAGGGCAGCCGUGUUGCCUACUGUCAGCUUGAUGGGACUUGGUCAGCACAUCAUCCUGAAUGUGUUCUAGAUGAAAAAACCUGCUCAGAUCCUGGUGGUCCACUCAAUGGCUACAGAAGAGUAGUAGAAGACACUGGGCUCUUGAAUGGACAAUAUGCAAAAACUGGCACAGUCAUUGCUUUCUUUUGUAACAACUCAUAUGUUCUUAGUGGGAAUGAACAGAGGACCUGCCAAGACGAUGGACAAUGGUCAGGGAAGCAGCCAAUCUGCAUAAAAGCCUGCAGAGAGCCAAAGAUCUCUGACCUGGUGAGACAGAAAGUGCUUCCAAUGCAGGUUCAGUCAAGGGAAACACCUUUGCAUCAACUUUACUCAUCUGCAUUCAGCAAGCAAAAGCUUGAAAUGUAUCCAACCAAGAAGCCAGCGCUGCCAUUUGGAGACCUGCCCCCAGGGUACCGGCAUCUGCACACUCAGCUCCAGUAUGAGUGCAUUUCUCCUUUCUACCGCCGCCUGGGUAGCAGCAGGAGGACCUGUCUGAAGACAGGAAAAUGGAGUGGGAGAGCCCCUGUGUGUAUUCCAAUCUGUGGAAAAGCAGAAAACACGACCCUUCAGAAGACGGUGAAUGCUACCAGGUGGCCCUGGCAAGCAGCAAUCUAUCGAACAGCCAACGGGGAGAAGGAGAACAGUCUGCGGAAAGGGGCCUGGAUCCUUAUCUGCAGCGGGGCCCUGGUGAACGAGCGCACUGUGGUGGUGGCUGCUCACUGCGUCACUGACCUGGGCAAGACCAUUGUGCUCAAGACAGCAGAGCUCAAGGUGGUUCUGGGCAAAUUCUACCGAGAUGAUGACAGGGAUGAAAAGACCAUCCAGAACCUGCGGAUUUCUGCCAUCAUAGUACAUCCCAAUUAUGAUCCUAUAUUACUUGAUUCUGACAUAGCUAUCCUGAAACUCUUGGACAAAGCCAGAAUCAGCAGUCGUGUUCAACCGAUUUGCUUGUCAUCUUCUCACGACUUGACUUCAUCCACAGAGGAUUUAAAAAUAAUGGUUACUGGCUGGAAAAUAUUGGCUGACAUUAAAGAUCCUGGAUACAAGAAUGACACAAUCCGCAUGGGAGUUGUUCGCAUGGUGGAUUCACUGUUGUGUGAGCAACAGUAUGAAGAUAAUGGGAUCCAAGUCAGCAUCACUGACAGCAUGUUCUGUGCCAAACAAGAUCACACAGCCUUUUCUAAUAUCUGCCCUGCUGAGACUGGUGGAAUUGCAGCCAUAACUUUGCCAGGAAAAGCAUCUCCUGAGCUAAGGUGGCACCUGAUGGGAUUAGUGAGCUGGGGUUAUGACAAAACUUGCAGCCUAGAACUCUACAGUGGCUACACCAAAGCUCUUCAAUUCAAAGACUGGAUUGAGAAGAACCUGAAAUAACAAGCUGUGUCUAGAAAUGGCAUUGUAUAACUAUCAUAAUAUCUCUCUCAGUCGCCACUGCUUUAGGCUUCUCAUCCCUGUGAUGAGCCAUGUCUGGGAUAGGGUUAAGGCAGACAGCCUGGUAAUUUGACCUGGGAUCAGAUGUUCCAUCAGGCUACUUUUACUUAACCCAUGACAGAGGGUAUUAGUGCAUGAGAAGUUUUGCCAUAUUUAACCUGUCUCCCCUGACGGGAGGAUGAUG
Mesitornis unicolor (brown roatelo) is the source of this 1788-nucleotide messenger RNA. Its product is annotated as inactive serine protease PAMR1-like. Gene Ontology annotation, molecular function: serine-type endopeptidase activity. The transcript is spliced from 6 exons. The record is from RefSeq and is a predicted model, not a curated record. The annotation marks the transcript as partial. Lineage: Eukaryota; Metazoa; Chordata; Aves; Mesitornithiformes; Mesitornithidae. Gene Ontology annotation, biological process: proteolysis.